This is a messenger RNA of Pisolithus orientalis, 1155 nucleotides long. RefSeq lists its product as uncharacterized. NCBI's taxonomy places the organism in Eukaryota, Fungi, Basidiomycota, Agaricomycetes, Boletales, Pisolithaceae. Bases 223 to 939 code for a protein of 238 amino acids. The record is from RefSeq and is a predicted model, not a curated record. The transcript is spliced from 10 exons.
CUCAGUUUUAGUUGGAUGGGUAAGUCUCCUAUUAAUUCCUUUUCACAUCUGGUCAGUUUGUGGCUCAUGAAUGUCUCCUAGACAGAGUUGUAUAAGCCAGGGCAUUCAAGUGGGGUAGUGACCUGUGGGGCUGCCAUUAAAUUCUUUUUGGGCAUAUUUGGUGGCAGUGACUUCAAUGAUUUUAUUGGGGAGAUAGCUUUCUUUAAUGAAAUACCCUUCACAAUGGGGGCAGGAAUCUAUGAGCCUUUGGGUAGCACCUCUACUGUGGUGCCAUGGAAGCUACGCAUUCAAGCACUGGUCAAUUUCUUGAUGCAGUUUGAUGAUCGGAGGGUUAGAUUCAACCUAGGAACAGACUCUGACUCAAAGUUCAGCAACCAUCCAUCCCUUUGCCAUAUGAAAUUGUGGGAGAAGGCAACAGAGUUGAGGUUGGCACCCUUUUCUGCAGAGAUUCUUCAGGUCAUUGCUACCACCUACAGUGACUGGAAACCUGGCUCUUGCAGGUUGGGCACAAAGUUUGAUAGGCAGAAAUUUCUCUCUGGGGUAGAACAAGUCUGGACACUCCGAAAGACACUUGAUAGAACAAUAAAUGACUUUGAAAGGCAGGCACUGGUGGAAGAUAUUGCUGGAAAGAUCUUACUAAUAUGCUGGCAUGGAGUCACUUCUGAAAUUGUGCAAGUGUUGAGAGAAGUUGCUGAUCAGUAUGUGAAGCAAGGAAAACAGAAGGUUUCCACUUUUGGAAGGGUUUUUAGGGAAGUGACUAAUUAUGUCCCAGAUCAUGGUCCAGUGAGCCCACUCCAGCAAAUGAUGAAUGAUGCAGCACAUGGUAUCUCAAAGCAUCAGUUAUCACUCAAUAAACAGGCUGAGUGGCUGGGGGCCACCCAGGAUAGCAGGGUUCCCUGGGAUAUGUUCAUUCCCCUCAUUCCAAGAACCUUUGGCUGACAAGGGGUAAUUCAAGCAAGUGGUUAAACUUGGGUGAAGGGAUGUUGUAUGUACUACUCCCCUGGUAAUACACAUGAGAUGGAAGUUGGCAGCAUGCUACAGGAUAACAGGGGAUAUGUGCACACUGGUGAAACAAGACUGAGGAAUGGGAUUAGGAUAAACUUGCUGGUCAUAUGUGGUAAAGCAGGUCUAGAAAACCAUCACAGCAUGAUGGAC